Molecule: messenger RNA, 300 nt
Organism: Striga asiatica
Lineage: Eukaryota; Viridiplantae; Streptophyta; Magnoliopsida; Lamiales; Orobanchaceae
Source: the annotation of a GenBank genome assembly
AUGACUCUUGGUGAGCCAAUGAGCUCAAAUCAAGCUAGAGAACUUCCUGAACCAGAUAGUGUGACGGCGGAACUUAUUGCUAUCAAUUCCCAGUGCCAUGUCAUGGAACUUCUUUUCUUCUUUGCCUUUGCCUUUGAAAGAAGAAGCUGCUACAGACAGAAUAGGCUGCUCUCGGCUGCCAAUGAGGCAAAACCUUCACCCUAUUCGGGGUCUGCUCUCACCCCUAAAACUUCCGUCAAGUGGCUGUUUGGCCCCCCUUCUUAUUCGGCCUCGGUCGAACCCCCUGCAAGGUUCGAGCCG